Messenger RNA from Neolamprologus brichardi, 1641 nucleotides. It is a transcript of the gene cnr2, whose product is annotated as cannabinoid receptor 2. NCBI's taxonomy places the organism in Eukaryota, Metazoa, Chordata, Actinopteri, Cichliformes, Cichlidae. The record is from RefSeq and is a predicted model, not a curated record. Gene Ontology annotation, molecular function: cannabinoid receptor activity. Gene Ontology annotation, cellular component: membrane. Gene Ontology annotation, biological process: G protein-coupled receptor signaling pathway.
ACGUCUGCUGGUUUGUGUGUUAUGCGGCUUCAGCUCUGCAGCUAAGAGGCAGGAAAUCAGAUAUUUCAGUAGUUUGCCAAGAAAGAAGAGAAGUAGCUGGAAUGACGGACGGGGAGACAGCUACUUCUGCAGAGCAUGGACACGCAGUUAACAAGUCCUGUGUGAAUCUGACGUGCUACAUGGUCCUGAGUAACGAAGAGAGGAAAGCCAUUGGCACCAUCUGUUUCCUGGCAGGCCCUGUCACACUACUGGAAAAUGUUCUUGUGCUGGGGGUGAUUGCUAGCACAGCCACCUUGCGAAAGCGGCCAUCCUAUCUGUUUAUUGGCAGCCUUGCUCUGGCUGAUGUCUUUGCCAGUUGUUUCUUCACCAUAAGUUUCUUACACUUUCACCUCUUUCAUCUCAAAGAUGGCCCAGGCGCCUACCUCUUCAAGCUAGGCGGUGUCACCAUGGCCUUCUCUGGUUCAGUGGGAAGUUUACUGCUGACUGCUCUGGACCGCUACCUCUGCAUCUACCACUCCUCGACUUACAAGGUGUUGCUGACACGGCGCAGAGCCCUGCUGAGCCUUCUGAUUCUCUGGAGUACAAUCAUCUUCCUCUCCUUCUUACCUCUAAUGGGCUGGAGGUGUUCCACGGGCCUUACUCCACCUUGCUCAAACUUGUUUCCAUACAUCAAUAAGCACUAUCAAGCCUUCUGGACCAGCUUCGUCCUUGUGAUUCUGGUUCUGAUUUUGGGGGCUUAUGCUCUCAUCCUGUGGAAGGCCCACCGCCAUGAGUCCUCAAUGACCAGCUUCCAUGGAGCAGCAGGAAAAGGUCAAUCUCGCAUGAGGAUGGAUAUCCGGUUGGCUCGCACCUUUGGCCUGAUUCUGCUCAUACUGGUGGGCUGUUGGGUUCCUGUGCUUUCUUUCAUGCUAGUAGAUGUCUCAGUGAUCCUGACCCGAGACCAACAGCGGGCCUUUGCUUUCUGCAGCACCCUCUGUCUGGUCAACUCUUCAGUCAACCCACUGCUGUAUGCCCUGCGCUUUCGAGAACUAAGAAUUGCUCUUUUGCGGGUGCUGCAAAAGCUGUGUUGCAAGGGAAGGUGUAAAAAACUCACAGAAGACUCAAGCCAUGGACUACCCUCUGCAGAAGACAAUUGUACUGCUUUAUCUGACGAUGAGACGCCCAAGGCCAGAACCACCAGACCUGACUCCAUUUCAGAAAUGGUCUACAGUCACCAGCUGACCAUGAAAAAGUGAAGGAAGCUGAACGUUAAAAUAAAAGAGAAGCAAUACAGUUCGUGAAACACUUGUUUUGACGACAGCUGUUAGCUAGUGAUCAACACCAUCACUGUAGAUCAGGAUAAAAUCUGUCUAUACAAGGAAAUGUCACUUACUGUUUUUUUUUUUAUUGUAAUUGCAAAUAAGCUUGUAAAUAAGUAAACAACACAUGAUAACAGUACUUGUCAAAACAAAACACAAACCCUGGGAAUUACAAUGUGACCAUUACACAUUACUUUAAUUAUAAGAGAUUAUAAAGUAUGUUGUUAACCAUUAAUCCGUAAUGUUAUUACCAGUUAAUAUGCUUAAAAUAGAAAAUGAUAGUUACACAGAGGACACACGGAGCUUUUUUCAGCAUUUUGCAAUAACUGCACCCAAAAGAUUU